Molecule: messenger RNA, 1679 nt
Organism: Saccostrea echinata
Lineage: Eukaryota; Metazoa; Mollusca; Bivalvia; Ostreida; Ostreidae
Product: zinc transporter ZIP3-like
Exons: 3
Coding region: 448-1548 (366 amino acids)
Biological process (GO): zinc ion transmembrane transport
Cellular component (GO): plasma membrane
Molecular function (GO): zinc ion transmembrane transporter activity
Source: RefSeq, a predicted model, not a curated record
AGUUCUACUGCUAGUACUGUCGAUUGAGGGCAUCAGAUUAUCACAGUUAGAGAUGCAGGUGUUUGGGAGGACUGCUUAUUGCGAAUCAGGGGUUAUCAGAUGCUGUAUUUUACCGACUGGUGAACUGACCUCACCCUGAGAUUGGCACUUUUUAAAGAGAGGAGACAUCAGAAGGGCAUAUACCCAAGGGAAGAUUAUUACUACAACUGAUUGCAACACCAUAGAGAAAGAGCAUCAAUAUUGCCAUUCUCGACGGACACAAAUUAUUCCACGUAUCGUUAGCCAGUUCAUAGUUGUCAUUACCAACAACAUGUGUGACAAUGUCUUUAAAUGCAACGACAAAAUCUCGUCAAGUUCACGUCACAUGACAUGACUUCAGCUCACAAACGUAAAUGUUGGGUUCAGGAAAAUCGGAUUUGAAAUUGAAUUCGGAGAAUUAUCUCACAAAUGUCCCCACAGGAGGUAGAUAUGGAUGUAGUGGUGGCCAAAAUCAUCUCCCUGAUCAUAUCGACAGGAGUAUCCGUCCUCUUCGGACUUACCCCGUGUAAAUUGUACCAGCAUUUUGCCAAAGACAUCACACGGAUUCGGAAGGCUGUGGAUUAUUCGAUAUCGUCCAUGAAGUGUUUUUCCGGGGGUAUAUUUCUAGGAACCUGUUUCUUACACCUAAUUCCAGAAACCCGUAAUAAAAUAGAAGCAGUUAUGACACAGUCGCGUUCGUAUUCACAGUACCCUGUAGCAGAACUUUUGACUGUUGUUGGGUUCUUUGGCGUUUUGUUCAUGGAACAUGCCAUUAGAUCUUUAUAUAAAAAGCUUCAACGUUUAACUGACAGAGAUCGAGAAUAUGGUGAAGGAGACAUGUUUACAUUUAGUAGUUGUAGACUGGGAGGAAGUGAAAGUGAUCUCGAUGAACAGAGCAUGAAUUCUAUUAAUAUGCAGGAUACUUUACAGGCCGAACAUAACACGUUUAUAAAAUCAGCGGAACAAGAGGAAACGAAAGAGGCCCCGGAGUCUGAUAUCGAACCCGCUCCGCUCCAAGACUUACCAGUCAAGACAGUGGUAUCGGAGCUCAGCAGGGGAGAUGACUCUGGAAAAGGUCAGAUGAGGUCAGCUAUUUUUAUCACAGCCUUGUCUUUUCACGGUGUGUUCGAAGGGAUGACCCUUGGACUUCAGAGCAUGGAAAGUAAUGUGUGGGUUUUGUGUUUUGCCAUUACAAUACACCGUGGGAUUUUAGCUUUUGGAAUGGGACUGGAUCAUAUGAGAAACGAUGUCAAACAUCGUACAAUGAUCUUCAGUGUGUCUUCGUUUUCCGUAUUAGCAGCGGUGGGAAUUAUAAUCGGGAUCGCCAUUUCGACAGGUGCACAACUUUAUGAAGACGUUUUACUUCCGGACGCAAUUUUGCAGAGUCUUGCAACAGGGACUUUAUUCUAUAUAAUCUUUUUUGACAUUCUUUACAAAGAACUCAAUGGAAACAAGGAAGUUAAAAAGUUAUCAUGUGUUUUCGUAGGCUUUUCUGUCAUGGCCAUAAUAUUUGCCGUUACACGAAGGUAACAUUCCGCAUUUGGUAACAUUCCUUGUUUUAAUUUAGCUUUUUUAUUCAUAAAAUCGCUGAAACAGGGCGCUAUAUUUUGCUAAGGUUUUGUAAUAUUCAUAUAUGUAUGUAUAUUUGUUGCUUAAUAACA